Pseudoliparis swirei is the source of this 1936-nucleotide messenger RNA. RefSeq names its product claudin-14-like. Gene Ontology annotation, biological process: cell adhesion; bicellular tight junction assembly. The transcript has 4 exons. The coding region runs from base 1032 to 1775 and encodes 247 amino acids. NCBI's taxonomy places the organism in Eukaryota, Metazoa, Chordata, Actinopteri, Perciformes, Liparidae. Gene Ontology annotation, molecular function: structural molecule activity. Gene Ontology annotation, cellular component: plasma membrane; bicellular tight junction. The record is from RefSeq and is a predicted model, not a curated record.
GAGGAUCAUCCCUCCUCUAUAGAGCUCUCGCAGAGAACCAAAUACUCCACAUGGGAAACCAGAGGAAGGGCUGGGAAAUUGCCCUUGUAUACCAACAGGAUGACACGAUGUGGAGCUCCAGAGAGCUUAAUUAUUGAGGCAAAAAAACUGCACAACCAGUGAGGACAAUAUCUCUUCUGUGUGUCUCUGCUUGGAAACACUGCUCUGCCUCCAGGUCCAUGGGUUUAUCUGUCGAGAGCAACGAGCCAUCACUCUCUCAUGUCAUCUCUAACGUGAUGCUCCUGAUGCUGACGGGGAUGAUGGUGACGAUGGCGGCAAUAUCUAACACUGACCAGUCACAUAUCUGACAGUCCUGCAGCAUAGACACAUAUUCCUUGACUUGUGAGGCAGCGUAGAGACAGAAGGAGCUGGGCAGUGUGGAAUCAGUGCCAAUGGCCUAUUUAUUUGGAUGUGCACCAUCUGGACACCUGUAACCAUGGAUCUGUAGUCCUCUUCAAAUCUUGUUGGGGUGGUGCUUAACAAAUAGACUGCCGUGGUUUGCCCUCCGGAGGAGAGCAUUAAACAGGUGGAGCUGAACACUGCUCUCAUUAGUUACAGAUGCAGUCACCUGCCACUCACCAGAGACCGAUGCCAGAGAGUUUCCACAGCUAUUUCUGCCCACACUUCGGAGACACUGGAGGAAUGGCACAGACUCUGUGACUGGAUGUAAGCUCAGUGGAAUUUAUUGUACUGCUGUGGACCCGCAGAUAACAGGAGGAAUAACAGGAGCCUCCUCUUCAGCCUGCGGAACUGAAGUUUUGUUCUGAAAGUCUUUCUUUUUUAUGUGGCAACAUAAUGUUUCAGUGUGUUCGUUGUCCCUUUUUACUGAUGUUAUCUGUGGAUCCAGUCGAUUUAAAAUGAGUCUUGCUUGGCGAUAUAUGCAUUUUAAGACAUCCAAUUGCUCUUAAAUGUCUCCUACGCGCCCAUCAACAGUGACUCAAAAGUGUAACUUUGUACUUUGCAGUUUGACCGUCUCUCCCAGUGAGUGAAUCAUGGCCAGCACGGCGGUUCAACUCCUUGGCUUCUUCUUGGGGCUGUUGGGGUUUGUAGGAACUGUUGUUGCAACUCUGCUCCCCCACUGGCGCAGCACAGCCUAUGUGGGCUCCAACAUCAUCACAGCCACCGCCUAUAUGAAAGGCCUGUGGAUGGAGUGUGUAUGGCAGAGCACUGGCAUUUACCAGUGUGAGCUGUACAGAUCUCAACUGGCACUGCCACGCGACCUGCAGGCUGCCCGGGCGCUCAUGGUGCUCUCCUGCGUCACCUCAGUCCUGGCAUUUCUGGCUUCAGUCAUGGGGAUGAAGUGUACCCGCUUCACCCGUGACUCCACAAUCAAGUCUCCGCUGGUGCUAAGUGGGGGGAUAUGUUUUCUCUGUGCUGGCCUGCUUUGCCUGAUCACCGUGUCCUGGACAACCAACAAUAUCAUCAUGGAUUUCUACGACCCCUUCCUUCCCAGUGGGAUGAAGUAUGAGAUGGGCCUGGCCGUGUACCUCGGUUACGCCUCAGCCUGCGUCAGUCUGAUCGGAGGACUGGUGCUAUGCUGGAGCAGCAGCAGUGACAGGCCACGGAGGCCGCCCCUCCACGUGCGGAGGAAUCCACCAUUAUCACCUCCCCCUGCCUUCCACCACAUAUACCCUGCCGCUCCACCCUACAAGCCCCCCGAGGCCCUGAAGGACAACCGUGCUCCCUCACUUUGCUCCCUUUCCAGCAGUGGCUAUAGGCUCAACAACUAUGUCUGAGACUACCAUCUGCAAAACUAUAAAGACUGUUAUGUCUGAAAAAAGAUACGGCACAGACCAAAACAGCUGAAGACUUCUCAAAUUGAAUAUCUAUGUAAAAGUAUUUUAUCCGACCCAAGAAAGAGUUUAAAAAAUGGAAAAUAAAGUAAAUUACACCACUG